Rubroshorea leprosula is the source of this 2009-nucleotide messenger RNA. NCBI's taxonomy places the organism in Eukaryota, Viridiplantae, Streptophyta, Magnoliopsida, Malvales, Dipterocarpaceae. The record is from the annotation of a GenBank genome assembly.
ACCGCUCCUCAACAAGAAGAAGAACUGUUUCCUCUUUCCUCUUUCCUCUUUCCUCUUUUCGCUGUCUACUUUUAACUCUCUGUCACUUCCAAACCCCACUAAUCCAACCAAUAUCACUUUCUCAUAUAGAUUCCUUCACCUCACGUUCUAUCCCAGAAACUCUCCUCUCCUUCUUGGCACCAAUCAAUACGUUCCAGUUCAAUUGAAAAACCCUAGCUUUCACUUUGUGUAUAUCAGCAAUCCCCAGUUUGAGGUAAGAUUUUCUAGCUGUAGACUACAGUUUUUGGUGUUUUCUUGAUCUGGGUUGCUUUCAAUUUUGGGGCUUUCGUUGGAUGCAAUACAAUUAUGUAAGUGGUAGGAUUGCAGUUUUGUUUGUAGAAAAGAUUGGUUGUUUUUGGUUGAAAUCGGUGUUUUUGUAAUCCAUGAUGACAACCAAAAGAAAGAAAUGGACUGAGGCUGAAGAGAAAACCCUAAUUGACAAGUAUGGUGAGAUGAUAGCUGAUGGGUCUCUCGCCAAAAUGAAAACCCGCGAGAAAAAGUAUUGGCCCAUUGCUCGUCAUGUGAAUUCUGUGCACUAUGAUCGGGAUCGUAUUGCAUACCCUUGGCAAUGGACCUGGAAAGAUGUGUCCACUAAGGUGCAGAACAUGAGGCACCAGUACUCUCUUGUUAAGCAGAAGAUUAAGAAAUCUGAUCUGUCUGUUGAGAAUUCAGGUGAGGUAGAUGAGUUUGAUUGGAUGGAGGGUAUUACGCAUUGGUCAAAUUUUUUGAGGUAUAAGGAGGUCUUCGGGGAUGUGGCCGUUUCAUAUAGUAAUAGUAAUAGUAACAAUAGUAAUAAUGGGAGUGAUUUGAUGCUGGUGUCAAAUGAGGAUAGGGAAAAUGGAGGUGGAUUUAUUGGAGGAGCUAGGGGGAUGGAGAUUGUGGAAUUUGGACAAAUAGGUCACUCCGGAGAUGGGGAUUUUGCAGGCAUUGAUGGGGGAGAAAAUGGGGUUCUGAGUUUGGGGUUUGAGUAUGAAGGUGAAGAAGGGGAGGAAAACUAUAAUGGCCAUCAUCGUGUGAGGGAGGAGGCAGAUGAUGGUUUUGCAUAUGAAGAACCAGAGCCAAACGGGCAUAAUUUGAAGAAGAAAAGGAAAGUGUUGAAGGGGUUGGAUAAGAGGGCAUUUAGGUUUCUUGUGAACCAGUUGGGGCAGUUAAGAGAAUUGGGAGCUCGGUUUGAUCAACACGAGGUUGAGAGACAGUGUGAGAGGCAGAGAAGGGACAAUCUGCAGAUUGAGCUUGAGAAAGAAUGGGAAAGAAAGUUGGAAGAGAGAGAAAAGGAGAGGGCAGAAAAAGAAAAUGCUAGAGAGAAACUUCGUAGGCAGAUAAUUCAAGAGUGGGAGGCUGCGGAGAAGGAAAGUGAGGAGAGGGAAAGAAGAAGAAGAGAGGAGGAGCUGAUUCAAGAGAGAGAAUGGGAGGAGAGGAUGAAUAGGAGAAGGUCAGAUUGGAAGAAGAGGAUUGAUGAAAUGUUGAGUCAGCACCGUGCAGAGAUGGAUCAGAUGCAAACUCGCAUUCUUCAUGAGCAGCAAAACCUUACCAGUCAAUUGCUGGGUGUUUUUUCUCAGUGGACUGGUCAUCCAACAGGGCUUUCAGACCAUACUGGUGCCAGCAACCAUUAUCUUUCUCAGAUGAUGCAGAAUUUGCACCAUGUGAAUGGCAUGGUUCAUGGGGAUGCAAGGGUUGAUGGAGAUAAUCAAGAUGACCAAUUUAUUGUGGAUGGAUGAUUAUCAUGUCUGCAGCAUCAUAAUCUGCUACAACAGACAGCAAAUUGUGCAUGAAUGUUGUAGAGAUGGAGUGCAAAGUUCAGGAAUUGUCAAUUCCAUUUUACUUUGUACUCUGAAUUAAAUUGCUGCCAUACCAAUUUAUUUAGUUUGAAACAAUAGCCAAUAAGGGCUGUAAAUUUCUAUCUUUUCCUCUCUCUUCUUUCUUUAUUGUACCAGUAUUUGUCAUAUAUAAAUUAAAUCAUAUUGGAAAUU